AUGACGCCGGGUCUUCGAUUUUCUCAAUGUACGCAUUUUCCAGUAAUCUCUGGUCUUUACUUCGUGCUGCCCGAACUCGAGUCCCGGGGUUCUGUUGAGUCUUUGAAAUCGAGCUCCCCGAUUUCGACCGUCAUCAACUACUUAAAACUAUGGAGCUCCGCGGAACCUAUCAAUCUCAUUGACUUGGGGCAUGCUUUUUUCCUUAUCAAAUUCGUCAACGAAGAUAACAUGCUUCAUGCUCUCCACAAUGGGCCAUGGUUUGUUCUUGCUCAUUUUCUUACAGUGCGUCGAUGGGAGCCGAAGUUUGUAGCGUCCACUGCACAACUUGCCUACUCCGCAAUAUGGGCACAUUUCCCUGAAUUACCUAUGGAGUAUUACGAUCUUGAACUCCUAAAAUUAGUGGGAAAUAAGCUUGGCCAACUUCUAAAAUUUGACACCUGCACCUCCACUACAACCAGAGGCUGUUACGCCCGCAUUUGCAUUGAAAUUCCGCUCGCCAAACCACUGAAAACUCAUGUAUAUAUUGGCACACAUAAUAAAAUUGUCGUGUAUGAGGGAUUGAACAUACUCUGCCUCCGCUGUGGGCGCAUUGGUCAUAACACCAAAUCCUGUCCUUCUCAUAUUUUGACAGCUGAAACUCCCACCCCCUCUUCGCCAUUGCCACCCUCCAUAGCAGCCAACAAUGCCCUUCCCUCACAAACUACAACUCUUGAAACCCCAUGGCAAACAGUUAAGUUUUCUACAAGGUCGUGA
This is a messenger RNA of Nicotiana attenuata, 753 nucleotides long. RefSeq lists its product as uncharacterized. The transcript has 2 exons. Gene Ontology annotation, molecular function: zinc ion binding; nucleic acid binding. Bases 1 to 753 code for a protein of 250 amino acids. Lineage: Eukaryota; Viridiplantae; Streptophyta; Magnoliopsida; Solanales; Solanaceae. The record is from RefSeq and is a predicted model, not a curated record.